Messenger RNA from Neogale vison (American mink), 574 nucleotides. RefSeq names its product transport and Golgi organization protein 1 homolog. NCBI's taxonomy places the organism in Eukaryota, Metazoa, Chordata, Mammalia, Carnivora, Mustelidae. The record is from RefSeq and is a predicted model, not a curated record. The transcript is spliced from 8 exons. The coding region runs from base 116 to 574 and encodes 152 amino acids.
AAAAAACGAAGAACUGAAAGAAAGGAAAACAAUCCUGGAAGACCAGUGUAAUGCCCUGAGUUCUCACAAACCAGCUAAAGAAGCAGAAUUGAACCUGCUAAAGAAGAAAUUGGAUAUGGUGGUGGAGUUCUCUGAAAACCGAAAACUGACUGCAGAAGAGAAGCUAGAAGAGACACUGUAUGAAUUGAAUGCAACUAAGAAUGAGCUGUUAGCUGCCGAUAAAUAUCUGAAAGUAACUGAAGAAGAAAUGGAGAAGUACAGACAAGAAGUGGAAGAAAUGCGAGAAGAGCUGCAGGAGUCUAACCUCACCUUCAACCACAAGAUCGCAGUUCAAGAGAGGAAUGCUCUGGCUAACUGGAUGAAGGCUCAGUAUUGGGAAACAAGGAUGAUGCAGCAGAGCAGGGAGAACGCCUACCUGAAAUACAGAUUGCGCAUGAUGAAAGGGGAGAUGCUGCCUGUGGGAUCCAUGAGGCAUGAACUGAAGCCCGGGAGGCCUGAGUUGCAGAAGCUGUGUGGCAAGGUGGAGAUCACGCCGCUCCACACCUUCCCCCUGCACCCCCUUCGGAAGAGCUGA